Molecule: messenger RNA, 3388 nt
Organism: Beta vulgaris subsp. vulgaris (sugar beet)
Lineage: Eukaryota; Viridiplantae; Streptophyta; Magnoliopsida; Caryophyllales; Amaranthaceae
Product: putative respiratory burst oxidase homolog protein H
Exons: 14
Coding region: 570-3131 (853 amino acids)
Cellular component (GO): plasma membrane
Molecular function (GO): calcium ion binding; NAD(P)H oxidase H2O2-forming activity; peroxidase activity
Source: RefSeq, a predicted model, not a curated record
ACCUUUAUGUCACACCAGUUCAUACCAUAUUAGAGGAUCAACUCAACCAACAAGUUAAUCCAAUGGUUGAAAUCUUAUGGAUAGUUUUAUACUCUAUUAAGUAUAUGGUCGAUGCUUUACAGACCUUAGGGGUAAACACGAAAAGGUUAAUCCGAUAAUUGAAAUUUCACCAUUGAGUAUGGAAGAGAUGAAGACUCCAACAACGCCCAUAGUUUGAAAACAGUGUAUGUGUGCUGUGUCAGUGGACUAAAACUCAGAAACAAAAAAAAAAGCUACCUCGCUAUAUUUAGAACACAAAACCAACUGAAUUAACUGUACUUUUGUAUAAUUGUAUACAAUCAUUUCCCUCCUUUUUACCACCUUUCUCUUAACUCGUUGACCUCAUCCCCUCAUUUUUCUCUCCAAAAAUUGUCAUACCAAAAAUCCAAAUUAUCUUCAUUGAUUUCAAAAAAAUAUAGCCUGCAUUACAAUCUUUCCAACAAACCCAAAACCCUUAAAAGAUCUUUCUUUCUUCUCCCAUUCUCAUUGCGAAAUCCUAACAAAGAGGACGUGGGCGUUGUUGGGUUUCAAUGUCCAACAAUCGCACAGGAGAUGAUUCUGCAAAAUGGAUUUUGGGUGCAGCUGAAAUUGAUCAAGUUGUGGAUACACCCACCAAUGGGAAUGGGAAUGGAAAUGGGAAUGCGAAUGCGAGCAGCAGUAAUAAUAACAAUAAUAAUGGUAAGAAAAAUCUGAAAAGUGGUGUGAGUUUUAGUAGAAUUGGAAGCAAUGCUAGGAAAAGAUUUGGAAUGCUUGGGAAUGGUAAUGGUAAUGGUAAUGGUAAUGGAGCGCAACCAAAGAUGGGAAGAAUGCGAUCAACUGCUGCAAGAGGAUUGCAAAGUCUUAGAUUUCUUGAUGGUGCAACUGGGAAAGAUGGUGAUUCAUGGAAACCUGUUGAAAAGAGAUUUAAUCAGAAUGCUGUUAAUGGCAGGCUUCAUCGAGAUAAAUUUAGUGCUAUUGUUGGAAUGGGAGAUUCAAAAGAAUUUGCAGGGGAGUUGUAUGAUACAUUGGCAAGAAGAAGAAAUGUGGAUGCUUCAAAUGGGAUUGGAAUUGAUGAAAUGAGAAUGUUUUGGGAAGAUAUGACUAGUCAAGAUAUUGAUGCUCGGUUGCAGAUCUUCUUUGACAUGUGUGACAAGAAUGGAGAUGGGAAACUAUCGGAAGAUGAGGUUCGCGAGGUUUUAGUGUUGAGUGCCUCAGCUAACAAACUAAAUAAGCUCAAGACACAAGCAGGAGAAUAUGCAGCUUUGAUCAUGGAAGAACUCGACCCUGAUCACCAAGGAUAUAUAGAGUUAUGGCAACUUGAAACUUUGCUAAGGGGGAUGGUGACUUCUACCGAUGAAGGAACCAAGAUGAAGAGGAGCCAAACUUUGACGAAAACCAUGAUCCCUAAGAUGUUCAGGAACCCAAUAUCGAAAGUGGUGAAUGGCACAAAAGAAUUUGUUGUGGACAAUGGGAAGAGAAUUUGGGCAGUUGGUCUUUGGCUAAUGAUAAAUGUGAUCCUCUUCUAUUACAAGUUUCACUAUUAUGAGAAGCAUCCGGCUUUUCCAAUCAUGGGUUAUUGUGUGUGUGUUGCAAAGGGUGCUGCUGAGACUCUCAAGUUCAAUAUGGCUCUCAUUUUGCUUCCUGUUUGUAGAAGAACGCUAACGCGUUUAAGAUCAUCAUUUCUUAGUAGAAUCUUUCCUUUUGAUGAUAAUAUAAAUUUCCACAAGAUGAUAGCAGCUGGGAUCACAGUUGGAACAUUUUUGCAUGUUUUAAUGCACUUGAGUUGUGAUUUUCCAAGAGUCAUUUUGUGUCCAAAACCGAAAUUUAUGAGGUGGCUUGGUCCAAAUUUUAACUUCAAGCAGCCAACUUUUCUUGAUUUGGUAAAUAGCAUACCCGGGAUGACUGGUAUCAUCAUGAUCCUUCUUAUGGCUUUUGCCUUCACACUAGCAACACACUCGUUUAGAAGGAAUGUUAUCAAGUUGCCGUGGCCAUUCCUUCAUUUGGCCGGGUUCAAUGCCUUCUGGUACGCGCAUCACUUGCUGGUGGUUGUGUAUAUUCUCUUGAUCAUUCAUGGGUAUUUCCUGUUUCUGACCAGGGAGUGGUACAAGAAAACGACAUGGAUGUUUAUUGUGUUCCCAGUUUUGCUCUAUGCUAGUGAGAGAACAUUGACAUCCGUCCAUGAUCAUAAUCAUCAUGUCAACAUCCUAAAGGCUGUUAUAUAUCAAGGAAAUGUCCUCGCAUUAUACAUGAGUAAACCACCUGCAUUUAAGUACAAGAGUGGAAUGUACUUGUUUGUGAAGUGUCCAGACAUCUCAAGCUUCGAAUGGCAUCCCUUCUCUAUCACUUCAGCACCUGAUGAUGCCUACUUGAGUGUACAUAUUAGAACCUUAGGAGACUGGACUACAGCACUUCGUGAAAGAUUUGCAAAGGCCUGCGAGCCUCCAGCUAAUCGUCCAGCAAAAGGGAGGCUCAUGAGAAUGGAAACCAGACAAGUGGCUGAUUAUGAUCCUCAACCAACAAGUUUUCCACAUAUAAUAAUCAAAGGCCCAUACGGAGCACCAGCACAAAAUUACAAGAAGUAUGACAUUCUAUUGCUCAUUGGACUCGGCAUUGGAGCAACUCCCUUCAUCAGCAUUCUUAAGGAUCUCUUAAAUAACUUGAAGGAUACCAGUUCACAGGAUAUUGAGAGCAGAAAAGGGCCUCAAAGAGCUUACUUCUAUUGGGUGACAAGAGAACAAGGCUCCUUCGAUUGGUUCAAGGGUGUCAUGGAUGAUAUUGCAGAAUAUGAUUCAGAUGACGUGAUAGAAAUGCACAACUACUUAACUAGUGUGUAUGAAGAAGGCGAUGCUCGAUCUGCACUUAUUCAAAUGGUACAGUCAUUGCAGCAUGCCAAGAAUGGAGUUGAUGUGGUGUCUGAAAGCCGGAUAAGAACACAUUUUGCAAGACCUAACUGGAGGAAGGUGUUUACACAAUUAGCUGCCUCACAUGCAUCACAAAGAAUAGGUGUUUUUUAUUGUGGAAGUCCAACAUUGACAAAACCAUUGAGGAAGCUUUGCCAAGAAUUCAGCCUUAGCACUACUACCCGCUUCCACUUCCACAAGGAGAACUUUUAGGUGUAGCAUAUAAUUUUGCUGGUGAAAUUCUUGUAGAUUGUACCUUAUGUUAGAAUGAGUUCUGGCCUGUUUCUCUUUUCCUUCUUGUUGUUCAUACAUACUAUAUACUCAUUACUAUUACUAACAACACAAGAUAAGAUCAGAAAACCAAGAUUUCCUUUUCUUUUUGGGUAGCAGCAGGUUCUGAAAAUGAAAAGUGAGCAGCUAUAUAUCAGUAUAUGCUUGUUUGUUAUACAGUAAAAUUUUAAGCUAUGAGA